UGGCGGAAGUGCGUAAAAAUGCGGUUCAAAAAAAGAUAUCUGCUAUGUGAGAUCAUAUACGCUGAUCGUCUGCAAAUCGCCAAGAAGGUCACUGGAAAAGAUGUGUAUUACAGUGUGAAGCAGAUGGUGCAGAAGGCCCAUGGAGAUUACGGGAUGGGCGCCCUUCAGAUAUCACUAGCAGUGAAAUAUUUUAACGCACAGACAAACAUGGUGAUAUUUCGGGCUGAUCGAGCCUUCUACAAACUGCUGAUGUCUGCUCUUGCUUUGACAAAGGAACUUUUUGGACAAGAAGCCUGUUUUCACACACUGCAUGUGUCAGGCACCAUACGGUCGUGUCACAAAUUCCUGGUCAAACACCACAGACAACAGUUACCACUGAUGCUUGCUCAGUGUACCACAGAAGAAGAAAAGGACAAGCUGAGACAGAUCAUCCAUGGCAUAGACAAGAGACAGGCGUCAUUGAUGGGUCCAGUUCUGGAUCCUGAAGGUCACAGUGGACAGAGAUCAUGAGGAAGACAGGAGGAUGCUGUGAAAGACUUUCAGAUUACUAGUGAUAUGAGAUGGCGGUGCGAACACCACACAAGGCGAUCUCACAACCAUGAUGGAAGUUACAGAAUUCAGUGAUCUCGGGGAUGUAUGUGGAUGUGCUUGAGGCCUGAAGGUUCUUGUAAGAGAAGGUAACACAUGGAGACUUGAAGAAGGUAACAGAUGGAGACUUGAAGAAGGUAACAUGUGGAGACUUGAAGAAGGUAACACAUGGAGACUUGAAGAAGGUAACAUGUGGAGACUUGAAGAAGGUAACACAUGGAGACUUGAAGAAGGUAACACAUGGAGACUUGAAGAAGGUAAACAUGUGGAGACUUGAAGAAGGUAACACAUGGAGACUUGAAGAAGGUAACACAUGGAGACUUGAAGAAGGUAACAUGUGGAGACUUGAAGAAGGUAACACAUGGAGACUUGAAGAAGGUAACAAGUGGAGACUUAAAGAAGGUGGAACAAACAUCAGUGGUCUCUGUGAUCGAAGGUUAGCACUAUGAAAAAUAUUGUAUAAGGAGAUGAUUGAGAUGAAACUGGAAGAAGGUGGAAAAGAUUCCAGUAGCCUCUGUGGCAGAGGAUUAGCUCUAGAAUAUUGCAUGAGCAGAAGGGUUGAAGUCAUAAUAGUUUGUCAUAUGAAGUAGACAUCAAACAGGGGGAUGUCACCAUGAUUCCAGGAAUCUCAAUGUUGUGGCUGUGCGAGGGAUACAUGCUAAGAGAGGAAGGUGGCAAAGCAGGAUUGCAUUGGUGCACUUAUUCACUUCUUUUUUAGCCAGU
Messenger RNA from Liolophura sinensis, 1311 nucleotides. Its product is annotated as ribonuclease P/MRP protein subunit POP5-like. The transcript is spliced from 5 exons. Gene Ontology annotation, biological process: tRNA 5'-leader removal. Bases 19 to 510 code for a protein of 163 amino acids. Gene Ontology annotation, cellular component: ribonuclease P complex. NCBI's taxonomy places the organism in Eukaryota, Metazoa, Mollusca, Polyplacophora, Chitonida, Chitonidae. The record is from RefSeq and is a predicted model, not a curated record. Gene Ontology annotation, molecular function: ribonuclease P RNA binding.